AGAAGAGGUAAAGGUACAUUUGGAUCCCAAAAACAAAAACAAACUUCAAAGACACAUUUCGUUCUACUUAUAUUAUUGCCACCAGAAUUUUCCACUCCCAAAAUUAUAUUUUCAACAGUCCUAAAAACUCACAAUUAAGUCACAACUAUUGAGAGAGAUGGGCUGCCCUCAAAAUUUCGUCUCCCGCCAUAACCAUCCUCACUUCACAAUUUCUCUACUCAUUCUACUGAUUUCCUCAUCCUCCCACUUCACAUCAAUAUUCCAUGUCGAAGGCAGAAAAUUACAAGGGGCGUAUGCAAGUUCAACGAGAGUGGAAGUAGAGAAUAGGAUGUGGCGGGUUCAAAUCGGGUCAAGCCCACCUCGGUGUGAACGGAUAUGUGGGUCUUGCAGUAGGCACUGUGAGGCUGUUCAAGUGCCCACCACAAACCCAAAUAUUAAGGCCCAAAUCGAAAACUCAAGCUCCAGUGAUGAUAAUAGCAAUUACAAGCCCUUGAGCUGGAAAUGUAAAUGUGGGAAUUUCAUUUUCAACCCUUAGUGUAUGUAUGUAUGUACUAUUUUUUUUUUUUAAUUUUAAAUUAUUGGUAUUAUUACUAUUGCAAAACCUGUUAAAUCUUGUGUAUAUAAUAUAUAUAAUUAUAUAUAUAU
Molecule: messenger RNA, 645 nt
Organism: Striga asiatica
Lineage: Eukaryota; Viridiplantae; Streptophyta; Magnoliopsida; Lamiales; Orobanchaceae
Source: the annotation of a GenBank genome assembly